Molecule: messenger RNA, 5228 nt
Organism: Branchiostoma belcheri (Belcher's lancelet)
Lineage: Eukaryota; Metazoa; Chordata; Leptocardii; Amphioxiformes; Branchiostomatidae
Exons: 15
Coding region: 1-4038 (1345 amino acids)
Biological process (GO): protein phosphorylation
Molecular function (GO): ATP binding; protein binding; protein kinase activity
Source: RefSeq, a predicted model, not a curated record
AUGAACCUGGCCAGAGAGAAUGAGGAGUUGAGCAGGGACGUGAUGAAGCUCCAGAGUGCGCUGGACAUGCAUCACAGACAGGUCGACUCCGAGAACAAAUCUGUACGCGGCAUGAUGAGGAAGGCCAUCAGCGGAGCUAGGUGGCAGACAGGAGCGCAGGGCAAGCUCACGACCUUCAAAUCUAUCAGCGACAUUGAAGACGACGUCCUGGGAGACAUUGAAAACAGCAGGAUGGAGAAAAAGAGAGCAAUGAACAAGAGACCGCCCUCCGGAAGGCAGCCGGCAGCUAUCAAAAAUUCAUCAGUCCCAAAGGAAAGCACGUUAUUACACAAUCAAGGCACAAAAGGAAGUGUUGGGAGGGAGCCAGCCGCUGAUCAAGUAACUGCUGCAGGCAAUGACAAAAUAUCUGAGAGAAAGCCGGUUAUUAGGGACAACAUUUGUGAGAGGGAAACCAGGCACAUAGAGGGACAAAACCCUGCACUGGGGUUCAUUGGUAUGGACGUGGCACAGCCUAGUAAAAUCCUGAAGAGGCCAAGUUCAGCAUCAGGGACAAGGGGACAAAAGGCGGGAAAGCCCAAAGGAGUUCUGAUUGACAGGAAGCACAGACGAUCUCAGUCCACGCAGGGAAAGGAGACCGGUGCUGAUAAUGUUGUCAACGGGAAAAGGCAGACAGAGAGCACGCAGAAGGUGUCUUUUGACACGGAAGUAAAAGAUGCAGAGGAGGAAUCAGAAGAACCAGAAGUGCAGAUCGUAACAACGGGAAAGACGUACCAAGACAGGUUAGUCAGCAUGAGAGCAAAAGUUUUAAAUGACAAGAACAAUGACCAAGUUCAUAGUAAGCCACAGCACUACAUGAGCAAAACCAUCAGUGCAAAAUUAAAAUCAAACUCUGCACCACCAGCUGCAAGUAACAACCAUACCAGGAGAAGAGGAGAUACAGUUGUAAGGUCAGAGUUCAUGACCUCCUGUGACCCUGCAGUUGCGGCAUGGCUGGCCAGUUUGAACCUGAUGGAACAGGAGAAAUAUGUCAGGAUUUUUGCGGAGAACGAAAUUGACCUGGAGGGGCUGCGACUUCUGUCGGAAGACCAGUUGGCACGGAUGGGGGUCACGGCUAUCGGCGCGAUGAACAAGAUCAUGUUUGGGGUCGAGCAGCUCAGAAAUAGUUUUGAUAAGGCAAAGGAGAAAUCUGCAAAAACAGUAGAACCAACAGUAGAGAGGAAAGAGACAGUGAAAGCGAAGCCUUUCUCAGCAGGUGUGACAAGAAGGCCGGCAAGUAGUGGUACAAAAAGCGUGGAUGUGGUACCUAAGGAGAGGAAAUCUAAGAGACCUGUGUCCGCUGAUGUUGUAAGGAGAUCGAGAGCCGGUGUGAAACUGGCAGCACAAAAGGCCAGCCACAGACAACAGGAGGAGGAAAGGCAGAAAAGGCAGAAGGAGAGAAUGGAACAAAGGAAGAAGGCAGAGAGAGACAAGAUGGCUGCCAGGUUCCUGGAGAAGAAGAAGGAGGCAGAACUGAGGGAAGAGAUGACAGCAGAAGACAGAGGGUCCAGUGGUGCCUCCAACUCACCUGAGAGUACCAUGGAACUGGAAGAUAUUGAGAGUAACAUCGACAGUAGCAGGGCAACUUCCCAGGCCAGCACGUGGUCCAGAGAACCCCAGGGGAUAUCCCUGACCCUGGAGGGGCUGGGGCUGGGGAAGUCCACCCCCAGGGGUGGGGAGUCUGAAGGCCCCGACACUGGGACCAGACGGGAUCCAGGGGGCAGGAAGGACCCAGAGCACAGACCAGACACUGGCAGUAGAACUAACAGGUCUGGACAGAGGGAACAUGUACCUGCACCUGUUGAUGUGGAGUUACAGGUGAGUGGUCUGCAGCAGAGGGGAAAAGAGAAUGAACAAACAGCCCGAGAAAUCGUGGACAAAAUCCAGCGACAACUGGAAGAAAUCCAGAUGGUCUACAAAUCCAAGUCACCAACAUCCCCGCAUAACAUGGCCGCUCAGAGUCACGCUGGGAAAGACCCCGGGGAGGAGAUGGAUGUCCCUGAGAGCUCUGGGAACAAGAGGGAAGUUGGGAGUGGCAGGUCUGUUGCCAUGGCAACAUCUCCAUCCAAACAGGACCUGAUGAGACAGCUGAGGAAGGAACAGGACAAACAUAGGAAAGAGAUAAGACAUCUUGAAUCAGAGCUGAAGAGGUUGAAGUUCAAAGACCCUCUGAGAAGCUGCCAGAUUGCAGAGAAAGACAUCAUCUACAGCACAAAGGAUUUGCUAGGUGAAGGUGCGUUCUCCCGUGUGUUCCGCGGUGUCUACAAUGGUACAGAGGUGGCCGUGAAGAGACUACGAUCUCCCCUGUCUGCUGCUGACAAAAACUACUUUGGCGCUGAGGUGAGUCUCCUGAGGGAGCUGCGUCACCCCCGUGUGGUGCUGUUGCUGGGUGUGUGCACCGCUGCAGAUCUCCCCAUCAUGGUGCUGGAGUACAUGGCACAGGGCAGCCUCUACCACUGGCUACACGGGGAGAAUAGACCAGACCUGGACCAUGUGCUGUAUUACCAGAUAGCGCGGGACACCUCCCUGGGGAUGAACUACCUCCACAACAGGAAACCUGCUGUCCUCCAUCUGGACCUCAAGUCCAUGAACGUGCUGCUGGACUCACAGCUCAGGGCCAAGAUCGCUGACUUCGGCUUCUCCAAACUCAGACAUGAUGCGGAUGUGAAGGCCUCCCAGUCAGGACACCUGAGGGGCACACCUGCAUGGAUGGCUCCUGAACUCAUCAACCAGGGAAACAUCACUACUAAGGUUGAUGUGUACAGUUUUGGAAUGAUUCUAUGGGAAAUGCUGACCAGAAAACAUCCCUACCUAGGCCUGUCCAUGUUCCAGGUUAUGGAAUGUGUGAGGUUAAACCAGAGACCAGACAUUCCAGACUACUGUCCCAUCGGUCUGUCCAGGCUCAUCGGGCUGUGCUGGGCACACAAUCCUGCAAGGAGACCUUCCUUCAAGGACAUUCUGAUCUCCCUGGAAUCCCUGUCGUUCCCUCCGGAAUGGCGGUCCCUCCUCUCUGCUGCUGGCAUCCCCCGCCAAGCAAUGGAAGAUGCCAACUCGGCUCAGCGAAUCAUUCACCUUGUCUCAAACUCGGUGGUUCUCAGCAGGGAGGAUCUUGAGAAAGCUGCUGUGACUGGUGAAGUGCCUAGAAGUGAUGAUCAGGGAUUGGAUACUGCAGCUGCCAAGUUGACCAAUAGCAAUACAGAACAUGAAGAGAGGUUUACCACUGGUGGAAACCCUUGGGCAGGCACGAAAUUAGAUCUAGACUUUGGAAGUUCAAGCGAUGAUGAAGCUGCUUGUCAAGGAAACCAUGUUGACAAACAUGGUGUCAGUGAUACUGCAAUGGCUCAAAGCCUGACCAAGAGAACGUACAAAAUAUUGAGCCCCAGGAGAGAGGAACCGCACAAAGUACGGAAAUCAGUCCACAUACCUAAAAUGUGGAAGGGCACAUGGGUGGACAGUGAAGAUAGGCCGGAAGUUGAAGCCUCAGAUUCAGGAUCAGAGGACUCUUUAGAAGCUAGCAUCCAGUCUGCAAGCAGAGAUUCAGAUCCAAAGAGUGUUAGAGACACAGGGGCCAGAAUGACAGGGAAGAUUGUACCUCCUCCCCCACCCCCACCUCCUGUGGCUGACUAUCAGAAGCACCUGCUGAGGACAUCCUAUGUUCGACCUGAGAACCAACAGCUUAAGAAUAAGGGACAGCAGUCCAAAGAGAACAGUGUCGGUGAUAGCCAAGCAGCAGCAAACAGGCACAAGAGAGGGCCUCCAAAGACAACACAGCCAAUCAUACCUGCGUCCGUUCUGCAGGAGCAGAAGCAGCGGCUGAAGCCAGUAGACCUGACCCGCCCGCAGGAGCUGCCAGACAUCAGCAGGGUGGGGCAGGACAGACUCAGCACCAUCGCUGAGAUCCUCAAAAAGGCUGUUGGUGAGCGCCGUGAGGCCAUGAACAUGGCAGACGACAUCCACAGCAUGGAACAGUCCUACUCCGCUGUCUGGUCUGUGGACAACUGACAACCACCUGUCCUUCAGCUGGCUUCAUUCUGGUCACAUCUACCCUGCUAAGUCUGCUAUUUUGGGAAAGCUUGGAAGAUACAUAGAAUUCAAAAGCACUGUGUAACAUUUUGAAUUGGUUCGAUAUAAAGAUGUCCAAUGUAUAUGAUCACACAUUGAGAUAGGGUUUAAUGUUUGGUAUGGCUCCAUUCCAUGACAAUUUGCACAGAAAUACGUGUACCUACUAGAGAUUUGUCCACAGAGAAAGAAGUGCCUGAUUUAACCGUGAGUGGAUCUAUGGUGAUGGUCUCUCUUGGUUGACUUAAUUGCAAAAGAUGUAUAUUUUAUAGUUGAUGUAUAGAUACUAAUUACCAUUCCACAGUGUGCCAGCAUGUAUUCAUUUGGCAAGUAUUUCUUAGAUGUGGCACUUGUGUGUGUCAUAUUUCUUUGUUUACCUCAAGCCUUCAUGUAAUGCAUAAAACUUGGCAUAUUUGUUGCCUGAGAGGUUAUAAUAUUGAUAUUUGUUCUGUAUUUGCUGUAUAUUUUCGAAGAAUAGGGUUAAUGGUCAGCAAGUUUUUGAGCUGGUAGCAAAUAUUUGUAUAUUAAGUUUUUUGCUUUCACAUAUUGCUGAUACAUGUAUAUCAUUACCAAUGGUUUACUAUUCUCUCACAAAUACAUACAGUGGUUGUUGGACAUGCGACUGAGAAUAUUAUAUGACAAAACAUUCAAUGUUGGCCAAUAGAGCCUAUUCUGUACUGUUGCUCUGGGAAAUACAGAUAUUGUUGGGCUGGACAAUCUUGCUUCAGUUCCAUGGAAGUAGGGCGCAAGUAAGAAAAUUUCUCAUCCAGGGCUGGGAGUGCAGAAAACAAUCAUCAUUAUCCUCAUAAUUAUGGUGCAAAUCAUACAUGUAUAUAUGUGUCCCAUGUACAGUGAAGUACUAUCAAUUCAACAUGUCAUUUGCUGAUUUUAGAUUCAGUCUCAGCAUCUCAAAAGUUGCACUUAAUAAUGGUUGCAUUUUAUAUUCUAUCAUUUGAGUGGAAUGUCUUCAGACUAGCACUGAGACUUGAGCACUUGGUGUCUUGGCAGGAAACUGGGUGUGAACAACUGUAGACAGGAAAAAGAAAUGUAUGAAGAGAAAUUGUUCCUUACGGGUGAACAAUACAAACACGGAAUGUAACAAAAUCUUGGAAUUAAAUAUGCUGUUUGGAGUU